CGGGCAACCAAGGCACUCGGAGGUCCGUGACUUCUCUCCACCGGCCUCUCUGAAGGAGGGCGGGCGGAUGGGUUUAAUUAAAUCCGCAUGGUUGGUUUCCAUCCAGAUGGGGAUGGUGGAAUGAUCUUAAGUCCGGAGACAAGCGGCUCCCCUCCCCUCAUGCAAGCAAUCCGAGAGAGCCGCGACUUCCCGAGGAAACAACACGCAAAGACAACGACGAAGUCAAGAACCCACACACCAGGAAACCCCGCCAACACCACCAAAAUGCCGAUCCGCCGCCCCGUCCCCGUCAAGCUUUACAAGAAGGACGCGGCCGAAACGCUGCGCAUCGGCCCGCUGACGAUCCGCGUGUACGAGGACGGCUCGCUGACCGAGAACCGGGUCAGCGGCGUGCUGCUCGAGGUGCCCGCCGGCCAGAGCGGGCCGCCGAUGCACUGGCACCGCUUCCACGACGAGCUGUUUUUCGUGACCAAAGGUACUUCUUUUUUAUUUCUCUGGCGGCACCCCUCACACUACUGAAGCAAAGAGGGUUUAAACGUCCCAUAUGGGCGUAUGGGCGGCGCGUUGUGGUUGUUUGCUCACGGCGGCGGUGGCGUAAAU
This is a messenger RNA of Thermothielavioides terrestris NRRL 8126, 600 nucleotides long. RefSeq lists its product as uncharacterized. NCBI's taxonomy places the organism in Eukaryota, Fungi, Ascomycota, Sordariomycetes, Sordariales, Chaetomiaceae. The record is from RefSeq and is a predicted model, not a curated record. The transcript has 2 exons. Bases 265 to 519 code for a protein of 84 amino acids.